AUGCUUUGAUCAUACGAUCCAGACACCGAAUGUGCUGGAUGCGAAAGUCAUUUUGCCAAAGAAACUGGCUCGCCCCGUCUCCCUUGCACUCUCUCUCUCUUUAGUCCGUCUUUCAAAGCGACAAACAAGGGAUUCUGGAGACCACUUCCAGUCUCCACUGUCUUUGCCCCGACCCACCGUGCUGAGCACCAGCCAGAAGGAGAUGAGAUUUCUGUAACUAAUGCGUUGUACAGAACUCGAGGGUGGUCUUCGAGGGGCUCCAGUGGAGGAAUUAGUCCCAGUUCUGAUGAUGUUAGUUUUAUCAAGAACGAAGGCUCAGCUCGAGGGAUGAUGUCUCGUGGACCGCGCCUACUUGAACAAUGUAUUAACGCUAAACGGAUACAGAACAACGUAAAUCAGCCAUCGUCUUCUGGUGAGAUCAACCCACAAAUCUCUUAA
Messenger RNA from Protopolystoma xenopodis, 438 nucleotides. The record is from the annotation of a GenBank genome assembly. NCBI's taxonomy places the organism in Eukaryota, Metazoa, Platyhelminthes, Monogenea, Polystomatidea, Polystomatidae.